Pneumocystis carinii B80 is the source of this 1384-nucleotide messenger RNA. RefSeq lists its product as hypothetical. The record is from RefSeq and is a predicted model, not a curated record. Bases 46 to 1338 code for a protein of 430 amino acids. NCBI's taxonomy places the organism in Eukaryota, Fungi, Ascomycota, Pneumocystomycetes, Pneumocystales, Pneumocystaceae. Gene Ontology annotation, biological process: DNA replication, synthesis of primer. Gene Ontology annotation, cellular component: alpha DNA polymerase:primase complex. The transcript has 7 exons.
AUGAAAAAAGGCCGGGUUUUCUGGCUAAAAAAGAGCGAUAACUGAAUGAACUACGACGAAAUAUCAGAGGAUACAAAGGAUCUUUCUGAUCCGAGCGUUUUUUUCGUUUUUUACCAGAGAAUUUUCCCAUUCAAAUACAUUUUCCAAUGGCUUAACAGGUCUCCCAUUCCUUCUAAAUCGUUUUUUAAUAGGGAAAUCGCUUUUACGCUGCAAAAUGAUGCAUAUUUGCGCUACAAUUCGUUUCCUACAUAUGAAGCAUUUCGAAAAGAAGUUUUGAGAUUAAAUCCGUCUAGAUUUGAAAUAGGACCUAUAUAUAAUGCAAAUCCCAGAGACCGGAAGACCUUCCGAAGGUUUAUUUUAAAACCGCUUGAAAAAGAACUUGUUUUUGACAUUGAUCUGACGGAUUAUGAUGAUGUUAGAACAUGUUGCUCAAAAACAGAUAUUUGCCUCAAAUGCUGGGGGUUUAUUACAGCUUCGAUAAAGGUGAUUGACUCAGCGUUGAGAGAAGAUUUUGGGUUUGAAUAUAUUUUGUGGGUGUAUUCAGGGAGACGAGGUGUGCAUGCAUGGGUUUGUGACAAGAAGGCUCGUGAAUUGAAUGAUCAGAAGCGAAAGGCAAUUGCAACGUAUCUUGAAGUUCCUAGGGGAGGUGUAGAAUAUGGUAGAAAAGUUGAAUUUAAAAGACCUCUUCAUCCAUCCAUAAGUAGGAGUCUGCAUAUUUUGAAAGAAAGCUUUCGUUCCAAUAUUCUUAUUUCUCAAAAUCCUUGGGAAAGUGAUGAGGGUUCGGAGAAAUUGCUUGAAUUUAUAACAGAUCAAGACCUUAAAGAAACACUUCGUGAGAAAUGGAAGUCCCAACCAAUGAGAUCAAGCUAUAAUAAAUGGCAUGACAUUGAUAUAGUAGCUGAAAGUGGUGUCUCAAAGAAUCUUGAUACAAAAGCAUUGUUGACAGCAAAACAGGAUAUAAUUUUAGAAUAUAUGUAUCCAAGGCUUGAUACUGAGGUUUCUAAACACCUAAGUCAUCUUUUAAAAUCACCAUUUUGUGUACACCCUGGAACAGGGAGGAUAUGUGUUCCAAUUGAUUCUAGUUGUUUUGAAAAGUUUAAUCCCUUUGAAGUACCUACUGUUACUCAGUUAUUGGAUGAAAUUGACGCAUGGGAUAAAGAGCAUAAGGAAAAUCUAGAAAUGUCAGAAAAACAAGAACAAAUUCAAGAUUAUGAAAAGACUUCUUUAAAGCCUUAUAUAGAAUAUUUUAAAAAAUUUACUUCUCUUAUCAUGAAAGAGGAAGCAAUUAAUAAAAGGGAAUUGGAUAAAAGUGAAGGAUCCGUUAUGCUUGAUUUCUAAUAUAUCAUUAUGAAAGUAUAUAGUUGUUUCACUUAAAUACCCAAAC